AUUCAUCUAAGAAACUGCCGUAACAUCAAACAAUGCCAAUUGUAUGUCCAGACAUCGUUAUUACCAGCUUCCCAUGACCGCCAUCUUGAAAUGUAAAUGUUUGUUUCCUCUGACUGACGUUUAAACUAAAGGUAGCAAUUUAUAUUUGUUCAGAUCUCGGCGUGCAGGAUGAAUCACAUAAUAGUACAAACGCAGGAAUAACAAAGUGAGUAUUUUGGACAUUGUGUCUCAUCAGCGACACUUUUUUACGGAUAUUUCAUGGCCUUUGUUUUGGUGGAAUAACGUUAGCUAGUUAGCCAUGGCAUUGUUCGUUGUUGUGAUGUCUUGGCCCAAGCUGUAGCAUUCGCUAGCUUUCAUCUAGCUAAGUGAGAAUCACAGAUUUUCAAAAGCAGAGCAAGUACUAAUAUCUGUAUGAAGCCCCAGCUAACUUGGUAACUAGAAAGCGCAUAGCCUCUGCAUCAGACCUGAGUCAUGUGGUGUUAGCAUGCUAACGUUAGCCUAGAUUUUAAAGCUAGUUUAGUUUAUUAUUGUGACACAUUACACUGGCUAGAACGACCCUAUUUCUGCAGGUGUAAAGUUGCCUGUCGAGAAAGAUGAAAUUAAUAAAUAGACCAGAUGAAAUACUAUGGAAACUCAUGAAAGUUAACAUGUAACCACAAGGUGUCAGCCUUUGAUAAGCUAUUAGCUACCAACUGUUCAGGAUCUGUUAGUUUUGUUAGGCCCCACUUUCUGCUUAGUUGAUGCGCUUGCAGUUUCUCCUUCAGGAGUAGCUAUCGACAACUCAAGGGCCUUAUAGUUAAGCAUUUCACUGUACUGUUUACACCUGCUGUAUCCUGUGUAUGUGACAAUAAAAUGUGAAACUUGUCUUAGGUUCUCAGCUGAUGGUAUGGAGCAGGGGUUCCCAAACGUUUUCACUCAGGCCCCCCUUCCAGCAUUGGGGAACACCCCCCCCCCCUGUGCGCACCAAGUCUAUUUCUAUGGGCACAAACACUGUUCAUGAUAGAAACUGUUCACACCCCUCUUGUUGGCCGAGAGAAAAUGUUGCAGGUUUAAAGCUUAUUUCCUGCAAUUCUACACUUUUUGUCAUGGAGUGCAGAUCUUUUUUUUGUUGUUGCAGUUUUAAAGCAAAUGUACUUGCUAUUCUAUUUGCUCCUGUAAGUCGCUCUGGAUAAGAGCGUCUGCUAAAUGACUAAAAUGUAAAAAUGUAUACAUUUUGCCAUAUCUGAUGUGUAUUUAUGAGAUAUUUGAGUGACUCCAACAUUACAACAAUCUAUGGGCUAAAAAAACCUAGCUAGAAAUCAUUAGCUGACAUUGGCUAGUUGAUCAGGACAUUUCUGACAAGUUAGAAAUAGCUCUCUAAGGCAUGCAAUGACUGACAUGAUGAGAGGAAAACUGACGAUGCACUACCCAAUUUCGAAAUUACACCUUGUACAUUAUACUAUUACAACUAUCAAGCUGGACUGAGUCCUCCCCCCACAAGGUGCAACUUUGAAAUUGGGUAGUGCAUCAUCAGUUUUCCUCUUGUCAUGUCAGUCAUUGCAUACCUUAGAGAGCUAUUUAUAACUUGACAGAAACAUAAGCACCCCUUAUGUGAUCUUUGAAGUUCAUUGCCUACAAGUGUUUACUCUCAAACCUGUUUGUUUCUUUGUUUAGGUCCAGAAUGCAUAGUGCUCAAUCCCUGUCUGUAUCAAGAUAAGAUUCAACCACGCUGGCCUCCUAACCAUCCCUCAUCCUCACUCUGCAGAUCUUCAAGCACAGAAUAGGGUAAAUGCUUGCUGGAUCUGGCAUAAUGAGGUAGAUGGGGGAAUCAAGAACAUGGUGUUGAAUGGCAGAGGCGGCAUUGCAGCAGAUUCUGCCAGUGAUCAAUCCAUAACCUCGGCCAGGUCUUCUUGCGACAGAGCAAGGGCUUCCUUUAAAGUAGGAGAUGUAGUCAGCGUAGUGCCUUGUUGUCCUGGCAUACUCACCACAAAAUUACAGAACCUAUAAAUGACCCCUUUUUCAGCUCAUAAAUAAAUUACAACUGCUCUAUUGCUAGAUUUUUUGAAUUGUGUAAAAAAAAAUUUUUGGGACUCACUCAUUAUUAUUGUGGCAUAACUUAGCUAUUUAGCCCAUGGCAUUGUUCGUUGUUGUGAUGUCUUUUGGCCAAGCUGUAGCAUUCGCUAGCUUUCAUCUAGCUAAGUGAGAUCACAGCUUUCAAAAGCAAGCAAGUCUAAUAUCUGUAUGAGCCCCAGCUAACUUGGUAACUAAAUCGCAUAGCCUCUGCAUCAGACCUGAGUCAUGUGGUGUUAGCAUGCUAACGUUAGCCUAGAUUUUAAAGCUAGUUUAGUUUAUUAUUGUGACACAUUACACUGGCUAGAACGACCCUAUUUCUGCAGGUGUAAAGUUGCCUGUCGAGAAAGAUGAAAUUAAUAAAUAGACCAGAUGAAAUACUAUGGAAACUCAUGAAAGUUAACAUGUAACCACAAGGUGUCAGCCUUUGAUAAGCUAUUAGCUACCAACUGUUCAGGAUCUGUUAGUUUUGUUAGGCCCCACUUUCUGCUUAGUUGAUGCGCUUGCAGUUUCUCCUUCAGGAGUAGCUAUCGACAACUCAAGGGCCUUAUAGUUAAGCAUUUCACUGUACUGUUUACACCUGCUGUAUCCUGUGUAUGUGACAAUAAAAUGUGAAACUUGUCUUAGGUUCUCAGCUGAUGGUAUGGAGCAGGGGUUCCCAAACGUUUUCACUCAGGCCCCCCUUCCAGCAUUGGGGAACACCCCCCCCCCCUGUGCGCACCAAGUCUAUUUCUAUGGGCACAAACACUGUUCAUGAUAGAAACUGUUCACACCCCUCUUGUUGGCCGAGAGAAAAUGUUGCAGGUUUAAAGCUUAUUUCCUGCAAUUCUACACUUUUUGUCAUGGAGUGCAGAUCUUUUUUUUGUUGUUGCAGUUUUAAAGCAAAUGUACUUGCUAUUCUAUUUGCUCCUGUAAGUCGCUCUGGAUAAGAGCGUCUGCUAAAUGACUAAAAUGUAAAAAUGUAUACAUUUUGCCAUAUCUGAUGUGUAUUUAUGAGAUAUUUGAGUGACUCCAACAUUACAACAAUCUAUGGGCUAAAAAAACCUAGCUAGAAAUCAUUAGCUGACAUUGGCUAGUUGAUCAGGACAUUUCUGACAAGUUAGAAAUAGCUCUCUAAGGCAUGCAAUGACUGACAUGAUGAGAGGAAAACUGACGAUGCACUACCCAAUUUCGAAAUUACACCUUGUACAUUAUACUAUUACAACUAUCAAGCUGGACUGAGUCCUCCCCCCACAAGGUGCAACUUUGAAAUUGGGUAGUGCAUCAUCAGUUUUCCUCUUGUCAUGUCAGUCAUUGCAUACCUUAGAGAGCUAUUUAUAACUUGACAGAAACAUAAGCACCCCUUAUGUGAUCUUUGAAGUUCAUUGCCUACAAGUGUUUACUCUCAAACCUGUUUGUUUCUUUGUUUAGGUCCAGAAUGCAUAGUGCUCAAUCCCUGUCUGUAUCAAGAUAAGAUUCAACCACGCUGGCCUCCUAACCAUCCCUCAUCCUCACUCUGCAGAUCUUCAAGCACAGAAUAGGGUAAAUGCUGCUGGAUCUGGCAUAAUGAGGUAGAUGGGGGAAUCCAAGAACAUGGUGUUGAAUGGCAGGCGGCAUUGCAGCAGAUUCUCCAGUGAUCAAUCCAUAACCUCGGCCAGGUCUCUGCGACAGAGCAAGGGCUCCUUUAGAAGUAGGAGAUGUAGUCAGCGUAAGUGCUGUUGUCUGGCAAUACUCACCACAAAAUUACAGAACUAUAAAUGACCCCUUUUCAGCUUCAUAAAUAAAUUACACUGCUCUAUUGCUAGAUUUUUUGAAUUGUUUAAAAAAAAAUUUUUGGGACUCACUCAUUUAUUUUUUGUAAUUUUUCACCUCAGGUGUCAUCAGUUCUGCCCUUGAGGCAGAGAGACGUCAUACCCCGUCGUCGGGUAUGACUCCAAAGGAGCUCUGUGAGAAUGAUGACUUGACUACAAGCCUUAUUCUGGACCCCUACCUCGGCUUCCAGACCCAUAAGAUGAAUAGCAGGUUUGUCUCUCUCUGGCUCACAAUUGUCCACAUUUGUCAUAAUAGCUUGUGCAUAAGUCAGCAGCCAAAGUUUCACAACAUCUGGGGAGGGGGUUUACUCGUAUGCCUUAGACGAUCUUGCCUAUCACGUUAGGCUAUGAGUCGACACACCAGCUGCAUAACAUUUGUAUUGAGAAUGGUUUGGAAAGUGGUUAAAAAUUGACUGUCUAUGGUGUGCUUUUAGGUUUCGACCCAUCAAGGACCGACAAGGACAUUUGAAGGAGGUGCUAGAGUGCUUUAAAAAACAUGACAACCUCGAGAAUGCCUUCCAUGCCUUGACUGCAGGGGACUGGUCAAGACCCCACUUUCACCACAAGACGAAGGCUCAGGGCAAACUCUUCAAAGAGCAUGUAAGUUAUCUAGAAAUAUCCACUGUUGAGUAAAAAGCAUGAACCAUCAAAACAACAAUAUGUGAAAACUAUUAUUUUGUGUGUGUUUUGGCAGGUUUUUGUUUACCUACGAAUGUUUGCAACUAACAGUGGGUUUGAAAUACUUCCUUGCAAUCGUUAUUCCUCUGAGCAGAAUGGAGCCAAAAUUGCAGCAACAAAAGAGUGGUAAGGAUCUGAAUUCAAUUGUAGUAUGAUACAUUUUGUUAAAACAAAAUGUUGCACUAAGUAUAUAGUCAUUUUACAAUCUCAAAUAUUCCUCAUUCAUAUUUUCCCAAGGAAAACCAAUGAUAAGAUAGAAUACCUGGUGGGCUGCAUCGCUGAGCUAUCACAGCAUGAGGAAAGCAUGUUACUGCGACAUGGUGAAAAUGACUUCAGUGUGAUGUACUCCACCCGCAAGAACUGUGCUCAACUGUGGCUGGGACCUGCAGCCUUCAUCAACCAUGGUAUACGUCACCAUGCACUUGACAAUAACGAUCUGCCUCAUUCAAAACACUUAUGCUAGAAUUCAAAUACCUAUAUUAAGAGACUAAACAAAUCUGUUUGUUUGUUUUUCAGAUUGCAGGCCAAAUUGCAAGGCAAGUAAUACCAAUGCCUGCAAAUCAAAAGUAUUGUGUAAAAUUAAGUGAAUUGUAGAAAUGGCUAACAAAUGUUUGUGUAUGUGUUAUUACAGUUUGUUUCCACUGGGCGAGAUACAGCUUGUGUCAAGGUUCUGAGGGAUAUUGAACCUGGGGAAGAGAUCUCAUGUUACUACGGAGAUGGCUUCUUUGGGGAAAAUAAUGAACUAUGUGAAUGUUACACCUGUGAAAGGUAUAAUUUAUUGAUUUAAUAUCAAACUUGUAGUUACUUUAUAUGUAUAAUAAUGAGUCCUACAUUGGCUGGGAUUUUGCUAUUUCACAUCUUCUGGUCCCUUCAGACGAGGUGCUGGUGCUUUCAAACCGAAGACUGGGCAGCCUACGGCCACUCCUAUUAUCAACAGCAUGUAUGGCCUGAGAGAGACAGACAAACGGCUCAAUCGACUUAAGAAACUAGAAGAAGACAGCAAAUGCUCUGACAGUCAGUUGGAUGGCUCUAAUAUGGAUCCAGACUCUCAGGAAAAUCGUGACACACAUUCAUGUAAGUGCACCUUUGUGGUUGAGCAGGGAUUGACGUUAAGGUUUGCCCUAUUGCCUAGGCUAGGGUGAGUGAACUGAACAGUCACGCAAGUUAAGCCUGCUCUGUGGUUGCCCCAUUGAGCAGGUGAUUUCAACAAUAAAACUGAAAACAACCAAAAUGCAAACAAUUCCAGUAGCCUUAAAUUGAGAUUUUUGGUUCCUCCCCAUUGUUUAAGUGGAAUAUGGACCAUUUAUGGCAUCUGGGCAAGUUGUGCUUACUCUGUGGUUGCCCCAGGAAUUUCAGGAAAAGGUUACUGCAAACCAAAAUACGAUGAUUUCCAAUAGUGAUCUUUCUGGUUCCUCCCCUAUGUGCAGGAGAAAGUCAGGCUAUAAAUGGUAUUUCUGCAUGUAAAAAGCUAAUUGACGUUUUCAGGCAAGUGAUCAAAAUCUUCGGGCAACUAAAACAUACUCCCGAGUCCUGACUUGCCUGAUGGGCAAGUGAUUUUCAGACAUUGGGUCAAUCCCUGGGUUGGGGAUAUAUAGCUGCUAUUGGUCAAUUCUAAGAUUUACUGGACACCCAUAUUUGCAUUAAGAACUAUAACACUACAUCAUGCUACAUAAUAAUAUUCUAAUACAUUGCAAUGAUUGUCAUUAGGUUUAGUAAUGUUUCUCAAACUUUCUGAUGACUGUUCUGCCAUUAUUUCUUAUUUUUCCUGUCCACAUCUCAGCUGAAGGGAGGACAGCCUGCUCCAUUGUAACAAGGCUCAGUGAAGCACAAGCCUUUCACAGGCAAACUCUGUCCAAAAUGCCUAUCCCUACCUCAUCAUUCAAUCAAAGACACUCAAAGAACUCCAACGUGCCAGAGAGACUAAACUCAAAGUCCAUAAAGCCUUUGCACAAGCUAGGAAGAAGGUGUCAGGUAACUGCACACAGGUUUCCCAUUGAGGUGGAAGCUAUGGGUUUGUGCCUUAAGGACCCGACAGAAUUAGUCAGUAACAGGGUCUCACGAAAGAGAGAGAUGGAUAAGCAAGGACCCAUGCAAGUGGUGGGAGCAAGGGGUGGUCUUGUGCACUACACUGUGAAGGAACACAAUCAGAACUCAAUGAAAGAUGGUAGUAGGUGCCCUGAUGGUUUAGCUUGCACUCACAGAACUCGUAGUUCAACCAGAGCAUCAGUUGGCACACAGGGGUCUGACAACAUUAAACUUGAACCAAACUGCGGUGUGGUUAGUAAGACCAAGCCUAUGGACCUUGGAGAGUAUGUCACAGAUGGUCACUGGAUGAACAGCCCAAGCCUGGAUAUCAACUGUCCAAGUAAGACCUGCCCCAGACAGAGGCAAAUGAUAAAUCAGGAGGAGCAGCACUCUUUCAGACCAGCAUCCCUUCUCCAGGAGGAGGUUCCAGGCCUACACCAUGCAGCCCGUACCCCAGACAUAGCUGAAUGCAGGAAAGAGUUGCAAUGCCAGCCAGAUGGUCGUGAGUACUACAACAACCUGUCGAAGGGAGACAAGCUUCUCCAACUUGGCAAGGGGAAGAAGAAACAGCAGAUUACUCGCUAUGAUUCCCAGCUGAUCCUAGCCAACAACAGCUCAGGCAUCCCCAAGUUGACCCUGCGUAGACGAAGGGACAGCGGCAGCAGUAGGAUUGAGCCUGGUGAGGCUGACCAUGCAAAGUCCUCCAGCUCCAUAAAGACCAGCAUGAAAUUUGGGAAGAACCAUCACCAUGCAAAGACCAAGAGGAGCUCUUAUGCAGCCAGACGGAGUAAUGGGACUUUCAGUCCUAUGGACCACAUCCAUUCCUCCAAACAUGGCCUCAGUCUUGUGGACCACAUCCGCUCCUCCAAACAUGGCCUCAGUCCUGUGAACCACAUCCAUUCCUCCAAACAUGGCCUCAGUCCUGUGGACCACAUCCGCUCCUCCAAACAUGGCCUCAGUCCUGUGGACCACAUCCGCUCCUCCAAACAUGGCCUCAGUCCUGUGGACCACAUCCAUUCCUCCAAACAUGGCCUCAGUCCUGUGGACCACAUCCGCUCCUCCAAACAUGGCCUCAGUCCUGUGGACCACAUCCGCUCCUCCAAACAUGGCCUCAGUCCUGUGGACCACAUCCGCUCCUCCAAACAUGGCCUCAGUCCUGUGGACCACAUCCAUUCCUCCAAACAUGGCCUCAGUCCUGUGGACCACAUCCAUUCCUCCAAACAUGGCCUCAGUCCUGUGGACCACAUCCAUUCCUCCAAACUGCAGAUUCAGCUGCAGCGUGAGUGGAACAGCAGGAGGCUCAGCCAGUAUCACCAUGGCACUGGGCCCUUCACGGGUAUAGUAGAGAGGGAGGCAGGGGAGGUCUUUGGGCCUACAGUAGCAACAUUUGGGAUGCAUGAUGACACGGAGGAAGACUCGUCCUCUUCUGAAGAAGAGGAUGAUGAAGACGUCACUGACCAUGAAGAGUUUGACGAUUUUAUUCCACUUCCACCAACAAAACGCCUCCGGCUCAUUGUUGGUAAAGACUCUAUAGAUAUUGAUAUUGCAUCAAGGAGACGUGAAAACCAGUCACGAACAGUCAAUGCAUGA
Molecule: messenger RNA, 8132 nt
Organism: Coregonus sp. 'balchen'
Lineage: Eukaryota; Metazoa; Chordata; Actinopteri; Salmoniformes; Salmonidae
Source: the annotation of a GenBank genome assembly